Messenger RNA from Brassica oleracea var. oleracea, 1199 nucleotides. RefSeq lists its product as uncharacterized. The record is from RefSeq and is a predicted model, not a curated record. The transcript is spliced from 2 exons. NCBI's taxonomy places the organism in Eukaryota, Viridiplantae, Streptophyta, Magnoliopsida, Brassicales, Brassicaceae. Bases 52 to 1047 code for a protein of 331 amino acids.
UUAGAUAGAGAGAACACAAAGAAGUCCGAAAGAAACAAAAGACAAAGAGUAAUGAAGAAGAGUAAACAAGAGAACAUAUUUUCUCCUUCUUCUUCAUGGCGGGAGACUCAUAAUCCUCCUCGGAGAACUUCAAACUCCUCCGCCGUAUCCUCCGGUUGUCUUCCGGGAUUCUUCAACCUCUUCCUCUCCACCUUCAACUUCUCCUCCAACCGCCGCAAAUCCAUCACUCAGGGAUCUAAAAAGCAAGAACAAAGAACGGUCACCUACGCUUCUCCUCCAGAUGAUACAUCAAACCGAGAUGGCGGAGGAACCGUAGAGUCGCCGCUUCCACACAACGAAGGAAUGGAGGGUGAUCUGGCGAGGGUGAGUCUUGUUGGAGCGUUAGAGAAAUGUGAUCGGGACUUAGAGGAGCUACGGAGAACCAUCGACGUCAUCAAAACCAGUUACCUUCUUCACAAGAAACUUGAGGUUUCACCGCCGAUGGCGCGUGAUAGUUUCAAGUUCUGUAGCACCGCAAUGGCAGGAGAUGUCGACGUGGGGACGCAAACGGAUAAGAACAUGAAGGCGACAGUACAUGAAACAGACACGGACACAACAAUGUUGUCGAAGGUGAUGAAGAACGAUCAAGAGUACAAAGACAACAUAACCUACAAAGUCAACCACAUUAAUCUAAUCACUAGACCCGAUCAUUACACCAUUCAUGACGUCAUUUCCAGGACAGCAACGAUAGAGACACGUGACAAUGCGCCAAUUAUGGUGCGGAAGGUAAGACGGAGCCUGAUGGAGAGCGUGAACGAUCUUUGUGAUGACGUGGCAUCUGGUCAACGAAGAGAGGUCGCUAAGAUCGGUUUGGCCAUUCAUGACCACAUCUGUCGGGAUUUGAUUUCAGAGACCGUUCACGAGCUGUCUUCCUUCUCUGACUACUGCAACAACGAGUGUCAUAAGUAUACUGAUUGUUACGGCGAAGGAAGUGGGCGCCGACACAUCCGACGUGGGAGUACCAACUCACUUCCGCUUGACGCGUGUCGAAGAAGAUUAGUGUUUUGAUGUGAUCGAUCUACUCUUAGGUUCUUUGAACGUCAGAGCAUCUGAAUCAAUGAACCCCCUCUUGGGAUUCAUAAGGAUUUUUUAUAUUUUUUUUUGUGAGACAAUAGUGAUUAACUUCUAUCUAUUGUGUUCCUGCAUUAGUGAAUCUGAAA